UUUGAGGGCAGGACAUUAAUCAGAGAGGACUUUUGGAUCACUAUCAAGGAAGAAAGCAAACAAGACUCAGGAAUCUCUGGUGUCCAUAAGACAGUCCAUUCCACUUGGAAGGAUGACUACCAAAUAUAGAGGGAAGGACCAUCUCAAGGUACAUUGAUGCUGAAGUACUAUGAGCUUUCAGAACUUCUGGAGAGACUACAAGGUUCUGAUUGUUAUGGUGCCUUUAGUUGGGCUCAUACACUUGGGGUGGCACAGAAUCAAAAGCAGCCCUGUUUUCCAAAUGCCCAAUAAGGACAACAUUCCUGAGCAAGAUAGUCUGGCACUUGCAAGUCCACAGAAGAGCCGAAUCCAAGGGAAAUAGUAGACUUGCAAUCUUCAGAAAGAAGCAGCUUUGAAUCUGAGCUUGAUAUUGAAAGAAGAGAUGAAAAACACCAGUUGGAUUAGAAAGAACUGGCUUUUUGUAGCUGGGGUAGCUUUCAUAGGUGUCCAUCUUGGGACAUACUUUAUACAGAGGACUGCAAAGCAGUCUGUAAAGUCUCAAUCUAGAGACAAACAAAAGAAUAUUGAAGAGUGAAGUAAAAUAAAUAUUUGGAAUUACUAAUUUAUCAUUAAAUAAUAUGCUGAUUAGCUACAUAAACAUCUAAUUAUAUAGUUUUAUGGCCACAAUGCUGCAUAACCAGACUUUCAUUUCUAAAGAAUAAUUUUUUCAAAUGUUAAAACGCAUGGCAAUGCAAUAAAUAGCAAAAUAUGGUUCACAAAAUAAAAGCUGUCUUCGCAAUAAAAGCUGUCUUCACAAUAAAAGCUGUCUUCACCUAAAAUAAGAUGUCUCGUUUCGAAGCCAAGAAGCCAUCAUUGUGUACAAGUGAACCACUGAUGAGUGAGGGAGUCAGGGCCACGCUUUCUGUCCUGAAGGGAAUCGUGACAUCAUGCUAUGGCCCUUCAGGCAGGCUGAAGCAGCUGCACAAUGGCUUGGGAGGUUACGUGUGUACAUCUUCACAGUCCUCAGCCCUGCUCCAUCACCUUUCGGUCACCCAUCCCGUAUUAAAGAUCCUGACAACUUCCGUGCAGAACCAUGUGUCAUGCUUCAGUGAUUGUGGCUUAUUCACAGCCAUUCUUUGCUGUAACCUGAUUGAAAAUGUUCAGAGAAUAGCCUUGACACCCACCACUGUCAUUAGUUUAAAUAAACAUCUUUUGAGUCUCUGCACCAGUUAUCUCAAGUCGGAGGCCUGUGGUUGUCGAAUCCCAGUUGACUUUAGUAGGACUCAGGUCCUUCUUUGUUUGGUGCGGAGUAUAUUAACAAGUAAACCUGCCUGUAUGCUCACCAGAAAGGAAAUUGAUCAUAUCAGUGCUUUGAUUCUACAAGCCUUUUUGCUUACGAUUCCAGAAAACAUUAACGACCAUAUCAUUUUAGGAACGAGUAUAAUUGUUCCUUUAAAAGGUCAAAGAGUUGUAGAUUCUACAGUAUUACCUGGAAUACUCAUUGAAGUGUCAGAAGUUCAAUUAACAAGGCUAUUACCAGCCAAAAAAUCAGGUGCUCUCAAGGUGGCAGUCUUUUGUACAACUUUAUCAGGAGACGUUUCUGACACUGGAGAAGGAACAGUGGUGGUCAGUUACGGAAUUUCUCUUGAAAAUGCAGUCCUGGACCAGCUGAUUAACCUAGGAAGGCAGUUAGUCAGUGACCACAUCGAUCUUGUCCUAUGCCAAAAAGUUAUACACCCAUCUCUGAAACAGUUUCUCAGUGUGCAUCGUGUUAUUGCAAUAGACAGAAUUGGAGUGACUCUGAUGGCACCCCUGAGUAAAGUAACAGGAGCACAGCCUAUUGGCUCCCUAGGCUCAAUAUCUCCUAGUAGUUAUGGAAAUGUGAAAGAUUUGUGCACUGCAAAAUUUGGCUCCAAACAUUUUUUUCAUCUUAUUCCAAAUGAAGCGACAAUCUGUAGCUUGCUCCUCUGCAACAGAAAUGACACUAUCUGGGAUGAGCUGAAGCUCACAUGUCAGACAGCACUGCAUGUCCUGCAGUUAACAAUCAAGGAACCGUGGGUUUUGUUGGGAGGUGGCUGUACUGAAACUCAUUUGGCUGCAUAUAUCAGACACAAGACUCACAACGAGCCAGAAAGCAUUCUCAAAGAUGGUGAAUAUACUCAAACAGAACUUCUCCUAAUUGCUGAAGCAUUUUGCCGUGCUCUAGAAUCUGUGGCUGGCUCUUUAGAACAUGAUGGAGGUGAAAUUCUCACUGACAUGAAGUAUGGACACUUUUGGUCAGUUCAGGCAGAUGCUCCUUCUGUUGUUAACUGGCCAGAUUUGUUUUCACAGUGUGGCUGUGGACUCUACAACAGCCAGGAAGAGUUCAGCUGGUCUUUCCUAAGAAGCACGCAUCAUCCUUUCGUGCCACAGACCUGCCUUCCACAUGAAGCCGUGGGCUCAGCCAGCAACCUGACCGUGGACUGUUUAACUGCUAAGCUUAGUGGCCUACAGGCGGCUGUAGAGACAGCCAGUUUGAUUUUGGAUCUUUCGUACGUCAUUGAAGAUAAAAACUAACAUAAGAGAAUGGCAUGUACAAAACAAACUAGUCCACUGUCAAUUAAGAAAAA
Carlito syrichta (Philippine tarsier) is the source of this 2588-nucleotide messenger RNA. It is a transcript of the gene MKKS, whose product is annotated as McKusick-Kaufman syndrome. The transcript has 7 exons. Lineage: Eukaryota; Metazoa; Chordata; Mammalia; Primates; Tarsiidae. Gene Ontology annotation, cellular component: cytoplasm; nucleus; kinociliary basal body. Gene Ontology annotation, molecular function: ATP binding. Gene Ontology annotation, biological process: intracellular transport; protein folding; cilium assembly. The record is from RefSeq and is a predicted model, not a curated record. The coding region runs from base 823 to 2535 and encodes 570 amino acids.